Messenger RNA from Cladocopium goreaui, 504 nucleotides. Lineage: Eukaryota; Dinophyceae; Suessiales; Symbiodiniaceae. The record is from the annotation of a GenBank genome assembly.
AUGGCUUCGCCCAGAGUCGGGAGUCGAGGCGAUAAGGAGGCCUCAGAAAUCCUCCUGAGCGUCAGUAGCUGGUGUCUCUGUUCGGUGGGGAUGAUGGUUUUCAACAAGCUGUCGGUGGUGCAUUUUCCUGCCGUGUGCUUCCUGGUUGCUCUGCAGAUGGCCUUUUGCUGCGUGGCGCUGCUCUGUUUCGCAUGGAGGUGGAUCCACAUUGGAUCGAUCCGAGACGUGCUGCGGUGGUCCAUGGUGACGCCGUUUUUUAGUGGAAUGCUGCUCACCUCAAUGUUGGCAUUGAAGAAUGCCCCGAUGUCACUGGUGGUAGUGCUGCGAUGCCUAUCUCCAGUGGCCGGCCUAGUGGUGGAAAGCUUCUACCCUCGCCCCAUACAGGUGAACGCCGGAAUGCUGGGCUCCAUCUUUCUGAUGCUGGCAGGUAGUACGCUCUACGCCUCCAGAAUGCCACAUCAACACUUCGUUGGCGUCAGUGGCGCUCAGGGGACCAUGGAAUGA